UGUGCUGCGCUUCCACGCACAAAAAAAAAAUAAAAACCGAAAAAGAUUUCACUUUGCUUCAAAUAGAAAACUUAAAUCGAGUGAGACAGUUAAAGCGAACGAAAUUGUUGCUGGAUUGUACGCGACAGGAAAAGAGGCGUGGGGUGUAGUCGUUGUCAUCAUGCGGCUGCCGCAGUUGCUGCUACGGGAAACAUAAAAGAAAUUUGACUGCUGGUUGCCGCUGCUGCGCCGACGACGUCAUCACUCACAAAUACAGACGCACAAACACACAAUCACACAGACACUCAUUGAGAUUGUUGUUGCUGGAUUUGUAAAUUAUGAAAGCAAUUUAUCAACUGGAAAUCAAACAGGAACGGCAAACCACAAAGUUCCAGCCAGAACAAAUUAAAUGCUCAUUGAUCGUGUCUGUAUCGCCAACAACAAGUAACGUUACAGCAGCGGUUUGUGUGGAGGAAGAGGAAAAACGCACAGCUGAAAAAAGAAAAAUACAAAGAGAAGGCAAAUUGAAGAGUUCGCAGCACUGGAGUGUUGGACAGAGAUAGUAAUAACAACGACUUGUUGCUUACACACACACACACACGCAUUAUAGACACUGUGUUAUACGUUUGUUUGUGUGCGUGUGACCUUUGUCGGCUUCGUUUCUCCCCUCGAGCAUUUUGUUGUGUCCAAAACAACUGCAGCAACAGCGACAAGAUGGAGACACACGUUGAGCUGCAGAUGCUGCCCGUGGGCAGCAGUCGAUUGAGCAGCAUCAGCAGCGUCAGCAGCAAGGAACUGGAAUUGGACCAAAACCAACACCAGCAACGACUACUACAGCAACAAUCGCCCAGCAACAGCAGCAGCAGCAACAACAAUAAUAAUAACAAUAACAAUAAUUGCAUAACCCCAUCACGUUUGCCCCCAUCCAGUUCGGGGAAUUCAAUUCAUGAGGUUGUAGCAACGACGACGGCUGGAACGUCAAAGCAGCUCUUUCAAUCAGCCGCUGCAGCACAUGGUGGCGUCGACUCGUGGGCAUUUGUGGAGCAUGAGCAGAAUUAUAUAGCCAUGUCACAGUUGCCCCCGCCACAUCCAACUGUGGAUGCAACCGUGUCGAGGAAUCCCUCAACGGCUGGCGGUCGGCACGAGAAGAAGAUCGGUCAUCGUCGGGUCGCCGAAGGUGGCGAAGUCACGUACAAGAAGAUCAAAUCCAAACAGAUUAUGGGCUCCAUACAGUUGGGCAUCCAACAUACCGUUGGCGGUCUGGCCAAUAAGCCCAAACGGGAUCUGCUGAUGAAUGAUUUCUGGGAGAUGGAAACGAUUGCCUUUCCGCCCGAAGGUUCCUCGCUGACGCCAGCGCAUCAUUAUAGUGAAUUUCGAUUCAAGGCGUAUGCCCCGAUUGCGUUUCGAUACUUUCGCGAUCUAUUCGAUAUCGAACCGGAUGACUUUCUAAUGUCGAUGUGUGCAUCCCCGAUGCUGGAACUCUCGAAUCCGGGCGCCUCUGGCUCCAUAUUUUAUUUGACCGACGACGAUGAGUUCAUCAUCAAAACGCUGCAAAAGAAAGAGUGCGAGUUUCUGCAGAAGCUGCUGCCCGGCUACUAUAUGAAUCUCUCGCAGAAUCCGCGAACGUUGCUGCCCAAAUUCUUUGGUCUCUAUUGCUUCCACUUCAACUCGAAGAAUGUGCGGCUGGUGGCGAUGAAUAAUCUCCUGCCCUCCGACAUUAAGAUGCAUGCCAAAUACGAUCUGAAGGGGUCCACGUUUAGGCGCAAAGCAUCGAAGGCGGAACGCCAAAAGGCCAGUCCCACAUUCAAGGAUCUCGACUUUGCCGAGCACCAUCCGAAUGGCAUUUUUCUCGAGGCGGACACAUAUACGGCGCUGAUGAACACAAUCAAGCGCGAUUGCAUGGUGCUUGAGAGUUUCCAGAUCAUGGAUUACUCUCUGCUGGUUGGUAUACACAAUCUGGAUAUUGCGGCCAAGGAGAAGCGGGAGGAGCGUAUACGGAAUGCGCGUGCCAAACGGGAGCGCCGGGAGGGAGGUGCCCAUCAGCCAGCCGGGCCAGGUGGAGUUGCUCCGCUCGCGACGGAUGAUGAUGCACCCGAAUCGGAUCAGUUCAAUCAAUUGCAAUCGGUUGCCUCAUUUGCCUCGAUACCGGGCACCUCGGCGGCCGGAUUAAAUCGCACACGCAGCAUGAAUCGUCAGCGUCUCGUGGCUCAUUCCACGGCCAUGGAGUCGAUCACAGCGGAUUUGGAUGCCACGCUGGAGGAGGUAGGGGAUGAGCCGAUGGGCGGCAUACCCGCCCGCUCCGAGAACGAUGAACGGCUGAUGCUCUACAUUGGCAUCAUUGACAUUCUGCAGUCGUAUCGCCUGGAGAAGAAGCUGGAGCACACAUUCAAGAGUCUUCUGUACAAUGGGGACACGGUGUCCGUUUGCCGGCCAUCGUUCUAUGCGAAACGCUUCCAGGAUGCCAUGGGCAAGCAGGUGUUCAAGAAGACGCCCACAUUUCCGCUCAAACAUUCCCCCUCCAAGCGCAAGACGCCCUCCUCCGCCGGCAGCGGCGGUCGCAUCGUUCGUACCUCCAACAACACGGGAGUCGCUGCUGCUGUUGCUGUUGCUGCUGCUGCUGCAGCGGUCGUUGGCGAACCUGGCAGUGCACCGCGUGCACCCGAAACGCUUUCCAUACCGUCAACGCCGCCACCCGAAUAUUAUACGACAGCGGAUGCGUCGACAACAACGCUGCAGCAGGACACGAGCCCAACCACAACAAAAAUAUAUUCGGCUGUGCGCUUGAGCGGCGAUGACGACACACAUGCCAAGGCCAGUGCUGCCAUGGGAAAUGAGAAUGGAAAUGAAAAUGAAAAUGGCAUAAGUUCAGAAGAGCACACAAACAAUGAGUCGCCAGAGCAGCGGGAGCAGCAGCAGCAGCAGCAGCAGCAGCAUUGGAUCGAGCCCAGUGUGCAGGUGGUGCAGGUGACCAGUGCAAACCAUAUGGAUGAGAAGUCAACGCCACCAAGCACACCUCCUCCCACACCCACGACAACGCCCUCGCCCAUCCAGGUGGACGCGGCGGCCAACGGGAAGCCGACAUCAGGAGCGUUCAUCACCAAAACGGGCCACAUUCAGACGCCCAGUUUUACAACGACACUGGUGCUGCAAGCGGCGCCUGAGUAGCUGUAAACUAUAUAUAC
This is a messenger RNA of Drosophila grimshawi, 3161 nucleotides long. It is a transcript of the gene sktl, whose product is annotated as phosphatidylinositol 4-phosphate 5-kinase type-1 alpha. Gene Ontology annotation, molecular function: phosphatidylinositol kinase activity. The record is from RefSeq and is a predicted model, not a curated record. Gene Ontology annotation, biological process: phosphatidylinositol metabolic process. Bases 694 to 3144 code for a protein of 816 amino acids. The transcript is spliced from 2 exons. Lineage: Eukaryota; Metazoa; Arthropoda; Insecta; Diptera; Drosophilidae.